CCGAAUUAUUUAAUCCAGCCAAUGGUUUCGGAGGAUACUGCGGCGCCACCGUGACCUUUAUUGGAGUAUUUUGACCAGCGGCGGCUGUGGCGGCUCCCCCGGCCGCUCUGCGCUGCAUGUCUCCCGGUCACUGCGGGACUCCAACCGGCUCCUCCGCCCCGGUGCGAACAGACGGCCGCUCGGAAUGGGAGGAAACAGCAGCACGGCGCGGACCGUGUCGUUCGGACUGGACGAAGAAGAGAAGGUCACGGUCAUUGAAGGGGUGAAGCUGUCGGACCAUGUGCUCCGGCGGAUGAGGGACUCUCCGGGGUCUGAUGACGCCAAGCCACCUCCACAGUCUUCAGAGAAUGUUAAAACACCUCCACCAGGUUCAAAACCAACAGAACCCUCUGCUUCAGAAACACAGGAAGAAAUGCGGAAACAAUUUGAGCGUCAGCAGGCCCUGGUGCGCGAACAGUUAGCCCGACUGGCCCAGAGGGAGAGAGAUGCUGCAGCAGCCACGGGCCUGGAUGAGAUGACCCCUGCCCUCAUCAUGGAGAAGGGAAAGGCCCACGAAGAGCAGGAAAAGGCGAAGAUCCUGCCAGCAGAUUUGGAUGCCUGGGCCAAACAGCUGGAGCGGAAAGAACAGGAGCUCACCAGCAUAUCCAGCUUCUAUAAGGAGCAAUUAGAAAUACUGGAGAAAAAGAACUUUGACACUUACAAGGAGACGGCUGAACAGUACAACCAGGCAGCUACUAAAGCUGAGGCCCACAUCCGGCCCCGGCAGAGUGCAGUCCUGUGCGCUGAGCUGCAGGCCAAGGUGCUGGAAUGCUACCGAGGAAAUCCACAGCAGACUCUGCACUGCUCCAGCCUGGCCAAGCAGUACAUGACGUGUGUUCAGCAAGCAAAGAAGAGUUCUCUGACGAAUCACGGCUGACGAACCCAAAGACAGCAGCAUGGAGGAAGACGCGAGCAUGUCAAAUCCGUCCACUUUUUUUUUUUUUCCUUCCCCUCCGUCCAUCCAUCCAUCCAUCUAUUAAUUUCGCCACCGCCGGAGUGACCUGUCCUUUUUCCCACCCUCCGUUCUUCUUGGUUUUAGAGUGCAUUAUCUUGACUUGUCACUUCGGAGUGUGUUGAUUUAUUGUCAAGUUGUGCGAGCACACCCCUGCUGUCGCUGAAAUAAAUCCCAGUGAUCCAGUGGUGAUGAGACUGCAG
Salarias fasciatus (jewelled blenny) is the source of this 1194-nucleotide messenger RNA. It is a transcript of the gene chchd6b, whose product is annotated as coiled-coil-helix-coiled-coil-helix domain containing 6b. Gene Ontology annotation, biological process: inner mitochondrial membrane organization. The transcript is spliced from 9 exons. The record is from RefSeq and is a predicted model, not a curated record. Gene Ontology annotation, cellular component: mitochondrion; MICOS complex. Bases 185 to 916 code for a protein of 243 amino acids. NCBI's taxonomy places the organism in Eukaryota, Metazoa, Chordata, Actinopteri, Blenniiformes, Blenniidae.